Messenger RNA from Neopsephotus bourkii (Bourke's parrot), 3506 nucleotides. RefSeq names its product aminoadipate-semialdehyde synthase (gene AASS). The record is from RefSeq and is a predicted model, not a curated record. NCBI's taxonomy places the organism in Eukaryota, Metazoa, Chordata, Aves, Psittaciformes, Psittacidae. The transcript has 24 exons. The coding region runs from base 200 to 3001 and encodes 933 amino acids. Gene Ontology annotation, cellular component: cytoplasm. Gene Ontology annotation, molecular function: saccharopine dehydrogenase activity.
UUGAAGGGGCGUGACGACGUCCGCCGUGACGCAACCGGCAGGACCCCUCUUCAUUGGUGGGCAGUGAAAGGUAUAGCCGCAGGACGGCUCGCGGUUGGCUGCCGCCCUGGGCGUUGGCGGCGCGCCGGACGCUGGCCGAACGAGGGAACUGUGCCUAGCGGCUGUGCUGGGGCUGCCCGGAGCACUCUGAGGCUUUACCAUGCUGCGAGCCUUUAGUCACACAAAUGGUAGGUGUGCGUUCCAUAAUGCUAAGUGUUGGCAUCGUCAUAAGUCUGUGCUGGCAAUCAGGAGGGAAGAUGUUAAUGCCUGGGAAAGAAGAGCACCUCUAGCACCAAAGCAUGUUAAGGAAUUGACACAGAUGGGUUACAAGGUCUUAGUGCAGCCAUCAAACCGGAGAGCCAUCCAUGAAAAGGAUUACAUCAAAGCAGGUGGCAUUAUUCAAGAAGAUAUUUCCGAGGCUUCUCUGAUAGUAGGUGUGAAAAGACCUCCAGAGGACAAAUUAAUCCCUAAAAAGAACUAUGCCUUCUUCUCUCACACUAUUAAAGCCCAAGAGGCAAACAUGCCCCUUUUGGAUGAGAUUCUAAGACAGGAAAUUCGACUGUUUGACUAUGAAAAAAUGGUUGAUCGUAAAGGAAUGCGAAUAGUGGCCUUUGGAAAGUGGGCUGGUGUAGCAGGAAUGAUCAACAUUCUACAUGGAUUGGGAUUACGAUUUUUAGCCUUGGGGCAUCACACUCCCUUCAUGCACAUUGGGAUGGCACAUAACUACAGGAAUAGCAGUCAGGCUGUACAGGCAGUACGGGAUGCCGGGUAUGAAAUUUCACUUGGGUUGAUGCCAAAGUCAGUUGGACCCUUAACAUUUGUCUUUACAGGCACUGGUAAUGUUUCUAAGGGUGCUCAGGAAAUGUUCAGUGCCCUCCCAUGUGAGUUUGUGGAACCGCAUGAGUUAAAGGAAGUUUCCAGAUCUGGAGACCUCAGAAAAGUCUAUGGGACAGUGUUAAGUCGUCACCAUCAUCUUGUGAGGAAACAGGAUGGACGAUAUGAUCCUGUAGACUAUGAAAAACAUCCUGAACUUUACACUUCUCGCUUUAACAGUGAUAUUGCACCCUACACAACUUGUUUAAUUAAUGGCAUAUACUGGGAGCAACAUACUCCUCGCUUGUUAAGUCGACAGGAUGCUCAGAAGCUGCUGGUGCCAGUUAAAUCUACUUCUGCUGCCAUAGAGGGCUGUCCUGAGUUACCACACAAGCUUCUGGCAAUAUGUGACAUUUCAGCAGACACUGGAGGAUCUAUAGAAUUUAUGACUGAAUGUACAACAAUUGACAGUCCAUUUUGUAUGUAUGAUGCUGACCAGCAUAUUAUUCAUGACAGUGUGGAAGGCUCUGGGAUUCUGAUGUGUUCCAUUGACAAUCUGCCAGCUCAGCUUCCUGUAGAAGCAACAGAGUACUUUGGCGAUAUGCUUUUCCCAUAUAUUGAAGAGAUGGUAAGGUCUAAUGUAUCCAUUAAGAAGCUGUUAUCGGAAGGCUCAGAACCUCUUGAGAGACAGAAUUACUCAACUGUUGUUCGAGAUGCAGUGAUUGCUUCCAAUGGUUCACUGACAGCUAAAUAUGAAUAUAUCCAGAAACUGAGGGAGAGCAGAGAAUACACUCAGAUGCUGAAGAUGGAUAAUAAGAAGAGGGUUUUAUUGCUUGGAUCUGGCUAUGUUUCUGGGCCUGUAAUUGAAUAUCUUAGUCGAGAUUCCAAUGUUGACAUCACAGUUGCAUCUGUCAUGAAGGAACAACUUGAACAACUGACAGAAAAAUAUGACAGUAUUACUUCAGUUCAUAUGGAUAUCAUUAAGCAUGAGGAAAAGCUGACCUCUUUGGUGAAGAAACACAACCUUGUGAUCAGUUUGCUGCCUUAUUCAGCACAUCCUUUGGUUGCUAAGAAGUGUAUUGAGAGCAAAGUGAACUUGGUAACAGCCAGCUACUUAACACCAGCUAUGAAAGAGCUCAGGGAGAGUGUAGAAGCUGCUGGUAUUACAGUUAUCAGUGAAAUGGGUUUGGAUCCUGGUCUUGACCAUAUGUUGGCAAUGGAAUGUAUCGACAAGGCAAAAGAAGUUGGUGCCACGGUUGUGUCCUACACUUCUUUCUGCGGCGGCCUACCAGCUCCAGAGUACUCUGACAAUCCUCUGAGAUACAAGUUCAGCUGGAGCCCACAAGGAGUUUUGCUGAAUACAGUUCAGUCUGCUACAUAUUUAAAAAAUGGAGAGAUUGUAAAUAUUCCGGCUGGAGGAGCAGUACUUGAUUCUGUUACUCCGAUGGAUUUCUUCCCAGGAUUAAAUCUGGAAGGUUUUCCAAACAGAGACAGCACAAAAUAUGCUGAGCCGUAUGGUAUUCAGACAGCUCACACUUUGUUGAGAGGCACCUUAAGAUACAAAGGAUACUCCAAAACUAUGGGAGGCUUUGUAAAACUAGGAUUAAUUAGCCCAGAUCCGUAUCCAACCACUCCACCUCUAACCUGGAAAGAGCUCAUGUGCAAACUGGUUGGAAUUAAGCAGCCUGUUGAUUAUGAUGUUCUUAAGGAAGCUGUAUUUAGCAAACUGGAAAAGGAUCAAAGUCAGCUGGAGGCAGUGGAAUGGCUAGGUUUACUGGGAGAUGAACCGGUUCCGGCAGCAGAUUCCAUUGUGGGGGCUCUUGCAAAGCACAUGGAGAUAAAGCUGCCCUUUGGCACUGGAGAGAGAGAUAUGAUUGUUAUGAGAAAUGAAAUAGGUCUCAAGCAUCCUUCUGGUCAUUUGGAGAAAAAGUUUAUUGAUCUGGUUGUCUAUGGUGACAGCAAGGGGUAUUCUGCGAUGGCUAAAUCAGUAGGAUACCCCACGGCUAUUGCUGCUAAGAUGGUUCUAGAUGGUGAAAUAGAUGCCAAAGGCAUGGUUAUACCAUUGACGAAGAAUGUCUAUGGACCGAUACUUGAACGUGUUCAGGCAGAAGGCAUUGUGUACAGUACUCACAGCAUUGUCAAACAUUAACAAGGGAAGCAGUGGAUUGGAUCGGGUUUUGGCUUUGUUUGGUUUCCCUCCCACCUUUUAACAAUCUCGAUUUGAACCAGCUAAAGGCAGCCCCUGCCAUUGCACACAGAUGACGCCUUCCAUAAAUCCAGCUGCCUGACUCUGACUGCAGAUAACCAGAUGCAUGAAUUGUGGCAUUUUCCUCUUAAAACUGCUGUGUUUUCAUGUACAUGUUUUAACAUCAAUCAGAUCUUUCCUUAUAUCUUUCCUGAAAUAUCUCAGGAGAAAGAGAUGAAAGCCAUACUUAAAUUCUAAGUCUCGUCCCUUUCUCUUUAACAGUAUUUGUGAAUAUUUUCAUGAUAACAAUAUGCAAAAAAUAGUUUAGGAAUUCUGCAGUAGUAGCAAACAGGAUCCUGUUAAAUCUGGAAAAUAUUCAGUCAUUAAAUAUUUGAAAUCUAGGUCAUAAUAUUCUUUAAAUCCUGCUCUUAUGAAUGUAAACUUAAAUUACAUGGAGGAGGAAGUUUAA